UGAGUGUAUUUUAAAUGUACAACUAUUUGUUUUCUCACCAUCCUAUAAAAUGAUAGCUUGAGUCAAUGAAGUUUCCCCCGCAAGUCCUAUCAACCUUGCUUAUUUUAGUGAAAUUUAAUAUGGUCUAGAAAACACUGAGCCCUCUGGUUAUUCUCUGUAACCCACAAAGGAAACCGAACACUUGACAUAAACGUCUUCACCAGAGUAAAUAAGAAGAAUCCCCUCCAUGACAUGCAAAAGAAAAGAUAACUGGAGAGAUCGUCUCUGCUCUGAGGUUAUUAUCCUGUGGUCUUUGGUUUUGGAGAAUCUCAAGAGCACAGGAUUCUGUUUGGGGUUGCUAUGGACACACAGUUCUUAUUCCAGUACUGGCUUCUUCUCAAUACGAGAGAAAGUUGUACUGAAGACACAAGACCUGAGACUUAUGUCAUUUUAGCAGCUGAACCGACCCCAGCCUCUUGUGAGCGGCAGUGGUGCCGGAAGCAGUCUAGCCUACAGUAGAAUUAUGGAUUCAUUAACAGUGUCUACCAUAACAGCAUCUGACAACUAUGACCAUAAUGGUCCAUAUCUGAAUGACCUGGCGGGAGUCAUUAUUGAUCGACCCACCGAUGACAGUCCACCCACUAAUGAAUUGACAACAGCAAACCCAGAGGCACGUAUCAAUGAAAGUCCCUAUUCGAAUGACCUGGCGGGAGUCAUUAUUGAUCGACCCACCGAUGACAGUCCACCCACUAAUGAAUUGACAACAGCAAACCCAGAGGCACGUAUCAAUGAAAGUCCCCAUCCUGAUGACCUGGUGGAAGUCGUCAUCGAUACAGACACCAACGACAUGUGA
Messenger RNA from Cercocebus atys (sooty mangabey), 832 nucleotides. RefSeq names its product phosphatidylinositol 3,4,5-trisphosphate 3-phosphatase TPTE2-like. The transcript has 9 exons. The record is from RefSeq and is a predicted model, not a curated record. The coding region runs from base 503 to 832 and encodes 109 amino acids. NCBI's taxonomy places the organism in Eukaryota, Metazoa, Chordata, Mammalia, Primates, Cercopithecidae.